Molecule: messenger RNA, 1283 nt
Organism: Paramecium tetraurelia
Lineage: Eukaryota; Ciliophora; Oligohymenophorea; Peniculida; Parameciidae
Exons: 3
Cellular component (GO): cytosol
Source: RefSeq, a predicted model, not a curated record
AUGGGUACUUGCUAAACAAAUUGUUGCAACAAAGACCAGGAAUAUGGUUUACGAACUCAUUAGAAAAGUGAGAUAAAUGUGGAUGAAGGCAAUCCUGAUAUGGAAGACUCCAAAGGUAAACUCUCUCAUCAUUCUAUCUAAAAACAACGAGAUAAAUUUGAAGAAGAUCGCAUGCAUGAACAAUAAGAAUUGGAGAAAAAAAAACUCAAAAACAAAGAAGAUUAAAUUCUAAAUAAUGCUAAAGUGUCCCAAAAUGAAAAUGAGAAAAAUAAAUAAAAAAAAGAAUCAGCAUCUAAUUAAACUGAUAAAUAAACUCCUACUCCUAACUCAAAACUAAAACAUUUUGAAGAUGAUGGCCCCAUCACCAAAUAUGAUCUCCAAGAAAAGCCUAACAAAAAUUCAGUUUUUUAAAAAAAAAAAAAUAAAAACUUGGAAUUUAAUCAAAAAGUGUAAAAAGCUGAAUAAGAUGAUACCUUGAGUGAUGUUCGUAUCAAAUUAGCCGCAAAAACACUUGACAAAGGAGCAGUCUAUGAAGGCGAAUGGUUAAAAGGAAAACGCGAUGGCCAAGGAAAGCAAAUAUGGCCGGAUGGUUCAAUUUAUGAAGGAUAAUGGGUUGAAGGAAGGUGCUGUGGAAAAGGAAAAUUGAUUCAUGCAGAUGGUGAUGUUUAUGAAGGAGAAUGGCUCGAUGAUAAAGCUCAUGGAGUAGGAGUUUAUUAACAUGUUAAUGGUGCUAGAUAUGAGGGUUAAUGGUUCAAUGAUAAAUAAUCAGGAAAGGGAAUUGAAACUUGGCCUGAUGGAGCUAGGUACGAAGGAGAAUAUCAAGAAGGCAGAAAAGAAGGCCAUGGAAUACUGUACUUUGCUGAUGGAUCCAAAUACACAGGGUUUUUUGCCAAUAAUGAAAUCCAUGGUUAUGGGGUUUAUGAAUGGUCGGAUGGAAGAGUGUAUAAGGGAAACUGGAAAUAGAAUAAGAUGAAUGGAGUUGGAGAAAUUAAGUGGAGUGAUGGUCGUUAAUUUAUUGGAAAUUACUAAGACGAUUUGAAACAUGGAAGAGGUCAGUUCCUCUGGCCAGACGGAAGGAGAUACAUAGGAAAUUGGGUUGAAGGCAAGUAAUAAGGUUAUGGGGCUUAUUACUUACCUAAUCAACCACCAAAAUAUGGUAUUUGGGCUGAUGGCAAAAGAACUUAAUGGUUAGAUCCAGACCAAGUGGAAUAAUUAAAGAGUAAAUAGGAAUUGGACUUUUGAUUUCUAAUAAAUUAAUAACUUUUGGGAUAUGAUAUGUUUUA